Molecule: messenger RNA, 4288 nt
Organism: Cavia porcellus (domestic guinea pig)
Lineage: Eukaryota; Metazoa; Chordata; Mammalia; Rodentia; Caviidae
Gene: Arid5a
Product: AT-rich interaction domain 5A
Exons: 7
Coding region: 120-1886 (588 amino acids)
Biological process (GO): regulation of transcription by RNA polymerase II
Cellular component (GO): nucleus
Molecular function (GO): transcription cis-regulatory region binding
Source: RefSeq, a predicted model, not a curated record
CGGGGCCGCGGGGAGGUGGCCGGCGAGCGGCGCUGGGAGCCAGUCGCGCCAAGAGCGCGGAGCCCGGGAGUUGUGCGCGUGGAGGGUCCUCGGGCGGGCGACGCGGGAUCUCGCGGGCCAUGGCACCCCCUAUCAGAGGAAAAAGGAAGCCGUCUGAGGAGGGUGACCCCCUAGAUGCCCCUGCGUCCCCCAAUCCUGAUGGUGAGCAGAGCAGGAGCCAGAGCCCCAUCCAGCUAGAGGACUCCCCCGAGGCAGGUGGGGAGCGGGAGGAAGAGCAGGCCUUCCUGGUCAGCCUCUACAAGUUCAUGAAGGAGCGACACACACCCAUCGAGAGGGUACCCCAUCUUGGCUUCAAGCAGAUUAACCUGUGGAAGAUCUACAAGGCGGUGGAGAAGCUGGGGGCCUAUGAGCUGGUGACUGGUCGCCGCCUCUGGAAGAAUGUGUACGACGAGCUGGGGGGCAGCCCGGGCAGCACGAGUGCGGCCACGUGCACACGGCGCCACUACGAGAGGCUGGUGCUCCCGUAUGUGCGGCACCUGAAGGGGGAGGAUGACAAGCCGCUGCCCCCCUCCAAGCCCAGAAAGCAGUACAAGAUGGCCAAGGAGCCUCGGGGGGACGACGGGGCCACUGAGCGGGCAAAGAAGCCCAAGGAGGAGAGGCAGGUGGCACAGGUGACACCAGGAAAGACCAAAACGGAUGCCACCGAGCUGGCUCCGCUUCCCAGCCAAGAGCCCCCCAGGCACAGCACGGAGCGGCUGGGCCCAGCUGCAGGGUCCUCCUUGCCCUUUGUGGGUGCUGGUGUCUGCCCGGAGGCCUACAAGAGGCUGCUGUCCACCUUCUACUGCAAAGAGACACAUGGUGUCAUGUCACCUCUGGCCAAAAAGAAGUUGUUGGCUCAGGUCAGCAAGGCAGAGGCCUUGCAGUGCCAGGAGGAGGGCUGUCGGCACGGGGCAGAGGCCCCUGAAAGGGAACUCCCAGAGAGUUCCCAGAACCUGAGGGGGCUGGCCGAACACUCUGGGCGCCAGCUGGCUCCACCGGAGGAGUUGCACACGCUGGGAGGUGGCCUGCGGACGGAGGCUUCAGGGGGCCCCUGCCCCGCACCCCCCGUCUUCAUGGGUUCUUUCCACAGCUGCCCCACGGAGGUGCUGAGACCUAUCAGCCAGCACCCCCGGGACUUCUUCUCUAACCUUAAAGACAGGGUGCUGCUGGGGCCCCCAGGCAAAGGAGAGGGGCUUUCGGCCAAGGAGCCCCAGCUGGUGUGGGGCGGGGAUGCCAGCCGCCCCUCUGCCUUCCACAAAGGCAGCUCCAGAAAGAGCGGCUUCUACCCUAAGCCCAAAGCCUGCUGGGUGACCCCUAUGGCCAAAGUCCCUGCCCACAGCCCUGUGCCACUGCCCACUGUCCCCAGCAGCCCCAGCCUGGGCAACAAGCGCAGCCUGGAUAGCGAGGGCUUUGCUCAUGGUGGCAAAAAACUACGGGCAGUGUCUCCUUUCCUGAAGGAGGCGGACACCAAAGAGUGUGGGCCCAAACCCGUGGCACCCAGCAUGGCUGUCUCCUGCCUGCCCCUGGGGCUGGCCCUGGGGCCGGCCCCAGCAGAGGCCUACAGGGGCACCAUGCUGCGCUGCCCGCUCAGCUUCGCCGGCACCCCAGACCCGCUCAAGGGCCAGGCUGCGCUGCCCUUCAGCCCCCUGGUCAUCCCGGCCUUCCCGGCCCACUUCCUGGCCACUGCCAGCCACUCACCCGUGGCCGCUGGCCUGAUGCACUUCCCCCCGGCAUCCUUUGACAGUGCCCUUCGCCACACACUUGGCCCGGCUUCACCAACCUGGCACAUGCCACCUGGCACAACCUACGCACCACCCUCCUUCUUCCACUUGAACACCAAGCUGUAGGUCGGCCCAUCAUAUCAUGCUGCACUGCAGAGGGCGGAAGUCCCCGGAGAGGGAUGGGCACCACUAGGUGGCUCACUGCCCAGGACAGGUGGGCGAGGCAACCUGGCACAAGCAAGGUGGCAGUGGGAAAACUGGGUUUGUCUCAAGGUGGCAGUGGGAAAACUGGGUUUGUCUCAAGGAAGCAGAGCCUGGGGACCCUGAUAGGAGAGGCCUUGGGUGAAGAUGUGCAGGGUUGGUGGUGCCCAGGGGGUGACCCUGGUGCACGAGUUGGGAGCCGGUGGAAAAGUCUGUCUUGGUUAAUGGUGUCCCUGAUGCCCACCGAAGUCCAGUAAAAAGAUAUACUCGGACCUCUUUGCAAAGGCAAGUGGGCAGAACAAGCUGGUGGCCACCCAUGUGGUAGCCCAGGAGAUGAAGAGAUUCCGUUCAGUGGUCCAGUUGCCACAGAAGAGGGACUAAGCAAAGCGUGGCCUCCAAGUUAUUCCACAGGCCUCCUGGCAGAUCCGGUACCUUCCUGGGUGGGCUUCAAGCCACCUGCCUGUCACCUCACGUGCAACUGGGAAUCCAGCAGGCAGGUGACCUGGCAGGUGAGUGCAGGGCUGGGCAGUGCCCUCCUGCACAACCCUAGGUAUGGAGCUGGCCCUAGAACUCUGGGCCCAGGACCAGGUGCACCCUGUGUCUGCUCAGCAGCUGUGGAGAGGGAAGGCACUUUCUUGGUUCCAGCCAAGGUUCCCUGGCUCCAGUGAUCUCGGCCCAACUUUUGGAGCAGCUGAAACCCAAGGGUGUAAUCAUGGAGCCCAAGUCAGCCUGCUCUGGCCAUGCUGGAGACCUGUGGGCUCUGCUGCUGCAUGCAGUGGCCGUCACCACCCAGAUGCACUUCCUGCCCCUUGCGGAAGACCAGCAAGGCCACUGGGGUCCUGUGGUGCUGAGGGAGAGGGAAAGCCAGCUGCUACCUGGGCAUCUGCUUUGGCAGUGAGUUGCCCAUGGGUUUCAGGUGUGCUUUUCUGAGGGAGUCAGCAGAUGCUCAGUGUGGCUUCACUGCAAGUGCCAGAGAGGCAGUGACCCCUAACCCCAGGGAUGCCAGGGCAACCCAAGGGCCCAGUCCCAGAACUUGAUCUGCCCUCUGGGAUAAGACCCUCCCAUCCUGCCAGUCGUGGAAGGCUGAAGCCAGGAGUGGGGUGGGAUCUCUGGGGAGCACAGACCAGGCCACACACAGCAGGUCUGGUGCCAGGGAUGUGUCCCGGGCAGGGCUGCAGCUGCCUGUGGAGGACCUCAGGCCAGGUGCCCUCCAAGCAAGGCCAGCAGCAGGGUGGCUGUUGCUGCCUUGUGAGCAGGGGCCCAGGAUGCCAGCCUGAGUACCUGGAUGACCAUCUCUGAGCUCCCCCACUCUGCAGGCACUGCACCAUGCACUGCUUGUCUCUGAGCCUGGGGUUCCCUGUAGGUGACAGAACCAGGAGGUAUGGAGUUCUGACCAUGGUGCAGAUGUCCUGGGUGCUGGGGUGAUUGCAUCCUCUGGGUGAGAUGAGGGCUGCUGAUUGUGGGGUGUCCUGGCUGGAAUGGGGCAAGGUCCUGGGAUCCCCUUUAUUUGCAAAGCAAUGCCUGUCUCAGCCUCACGGAAGGGAGCAGGUGGCGGUGCUCAGCGCUGGGGUGGGGCGCCCUCUGGAGGCAGAUCUGGAAAACGCGUUUCUCUGCACCCCGAGUUGCGGCGGGAAGAACCCUAGCACUCAGGGUAGGUACUGAUGAUGCAGGAGCAGGGUGCAGGCCGGCCUUCCUGGGGCAGCUGAGGCCCUGAGCUUCAGCACACUGGCCUUGCACUGCCAUUCUGGCUCAUCCACUUGCCACGAUUCCCCAGGGGUGGGACUGUCCCUGUUUACAAACAAGGACACUGAGUCCCCAGAGCGAUGAAGCCCUCCGGAUGUCUGGCUGUGCCACUUGGCUUACCAUGGUCAUUCCUUUGCUGUGUCCCUGUUAAGCUGCCCUGGGGACUGCAGUCCAGCAGGGUCAACAGGGCCCAUGUGUGGAGUAAGUUGUAUUUCAGGGCCAUUUUUAGAACGCCUUCCAAAAUGUCAGCGGCUCUUGAGUGGCUGAUGGUGGCAAGGAGCAGAGGCCACUUUGGGAAAGCACUGACUGCUCCCGAUGGCCCUCAGUGUGGGCCACGGCAGACCCUGGGUGUCCAUGUGCUGAGGGCUACUGCCGGUGUGGGUGGGGACACUCAGAGCUCUGCCCCCCUGGAGCUGGCAUUGGGCAGGGGCAGGAGGGAAGCUGGUGAGUAAAUCACAGUGUCUGGGGACAGCGUGGUCCAGCAGCAGGCUGUGCAGUUUUGUCUGCUUUUGGGGCUAAAAUGUUUUUCAUUGUCACCUUUGUAAGUGUACAGUGCUGUGGCAUUAAAUGUAUGCUCACUGUCA